Molecule: messenger RNA, 1365 nt
Organism: Epithele typhae
Lineage: Eukaryota; Fungi; Basidiomycota; Agaricomycetes; Polyporales; Epitheliaceae
Product: isocitrate dehydrogenase
Exons: 9
Coding region: 1-1365 (454 amino acids)
Biological process (GO): isocitrate metabolic process
Cellular component (GO): mitochondrion
Molecular function (GO): magnesium ion binding; isocitrate dehydrogenase (NADP+) activity; NAD binding
Source: RefSeq, a predicted model, not a curated record
AUGCUCUCGCGCACGCGCUUCGUCGCCCGUUCUCUGCACGGUCCCAGCAGGCCCCGCGCCUUUUCCCCCACCGUUACCUCGCUCCAUCGUGGCUUCGCGACCAGCCCCAUCAGGAUGAGCGGCAAGAUUGUGGUCUCCAACCCGGUCGUCGAGCUGGAUGGCGACGAGAUGACGAGGAUCAUAUGGAAGAAGAUCAGGGAAGAGCUUAUCCUCCCAUAUGUUCAACUUGACAUUAAGUACUACGACCUUGGGCUGGAGCACCGUGAUGCCACUUCCGACAAAGUCACCGUCGACGCGGCCGAGGCGAUCCAGAAGUACAAGGUCGGCAUCAAGUGCGCGACCAUCACGCCCGACGAGGCGCGAGUGACGGAGUUCAACCUCAAGUCGAUGUGGAAGAGCCCUAACGGGACCAUCCGAAACAUCCUCGGAGGGACCGUCUUCCGCGAGCCCAUCAUUCUGGAGCGCAUCCCGCGCCCCGUGCCCGGCUGGACGAACCCGAUUGUCAUCGGUCGCCACGCCUUCGGUGACCAGUAUCGCGCGUCGGACUUUGUAGCUCCGGGCGCUGGAUCGCUCGAGCUCGUCUACACUCCGUCAGACGGCGGCGCGCCGACCAAGAUUCAUGUGUACGAUUUCAAGGGCCCGGGCGUCGCCCUUGCCAUGUACAACACCGAAGAGUCCAUUCGUGGUUUUGCGCACUCGUCGUUCAAGAUGGCGCUGCAGAAGAAGCUCCCUCUGUUCAUGUCGACCAAGAACACGAUCCUAAAAAAGUACGAUGGUCGUUUCAAGGAUAUUUUCCAGGAGAUCUACGAUAGCGAAUACAAGGCCGCGUUUGACGCCGCCGGGAUCUACUACGAGCACCGCCUCAUCGACGACAUGGUCGCGCAGGCGAUCAAGUCCUCGGGCGGCUUCGUCUGGGCGUGCAAGAACUACGACGGCGACGUGCAGUCCGACAUCCUCGCCCAGGGCUUCGGCUCGCUCGGGAUGAUGACCUCCGAGCUCAUCACGCCCGACGGGGACGUGAUCGAGUCCGAGGCCGCGCACGGGACCGUGACGCGCCACUACCGCGAGUACCAGAAGGGCCGGGAGACGUCGACGAACCCGGUCGCGAGCAUCUUCGCGUGGACGCGCGGGCUCCUGCACCGCGCGAAGCUCGACGGGAACGAGCCGCUCGCGAAGUUCUGCCGCAACCUCGAGGCGGCGUGCGUCGAGGUCAUCGACCAGGACGGGAUCAUGACCAAGGACCUCGCGCUCGCGAUCCACGGGAAGGACAUGAAGCGCGAGCACUGGGUCGUCACGGACGUGUACAUGGACAAGGUCAACGAGAAGCUCAAGGAGAAGCUUGCGGACCAGAAGUCGAAGCUUUAG